UAGUUGUCAAGGUUUCAGGCAGCCGCUCCAGCUGCGCGCUGCUGGUCUGGGCUUCCCGUCUCGCGCUCGAAGAAGCAACGCUCCCCCCCCCCCCCCCCCAUCAAUAUGGCUUCGGCUGGGGCGGGGAUGACCGAGCGCGAGCGGGACGGCUGCCGGGAGCUGUUGGAACUGCUCCAGACCGACGACCUGCUGGCUCUAGCGGACACGGUGACCAGCCGCCUCGUGCAGCCCAGCAACCGCCAAGAAGCCAUAAAUGUCAUCUUGCUGUACAGUCAAAGUACUGAAGAGCUGUUGAAAAGAAAGAAAGUAUUUCGAGAGAUAAUAUUCAAGUACUUGGCAAUGAAAGGAGUUAUAUUGCCACCUUCUUCUGAAAAACACCAGCUUGUUUAUCGUGCAAAGGAAUACUGGUGUGAAGAGCUGAAAGUCUCUGCUUCAGAGCAAACAUAUACUAAUCUUAGUAUACAGCAACAAGAAGAUGGAAGAACACAAGGAGAUCAAGAUGACAUCAAAGAGUGUCACAAUCUGGCAGAAGAAUUUUGUCAGUGGUAUUUUAGAAUGCUAAACUCUCAGAACCCAUUGAUUGGAGAACCACAACAAGAAUGGGGACCACAACAUUUUUGGGCUGAUGUAACGCUAAAAUUUUGUUACCACACUUCGGAACAAAACAUGGAAGAGUACUCAGGUGCAGAAUUGGUGAGCCUUCGCUUGUUGUCAUUAGUGAAAGAAGAAUACCUCUUUCUGAAUCCCAACUUGAAUGCAGGUGGCCUGAAGUGUACAGUUUCACCAUAUGGAUUAGUUGUGGUAGCAGUAGCUGGCACAGUUCAUAGAAGUACUUGUUGUUUGGGAAUCUUUGAACAAAUCUUUGGCCUCAUCCGCUGCCCAUUUAGGGAGAAUACAUGGAAAAUCAAGUUUGUCAAUCUAAAGAUUGUUGGCCAGAAUGCGAUAGAGCCUGGGACCCAUAUAGAAAGGCCAAGCAUAAAAUACGAGCAAGAAGAACUGCAGGAAUUUUAUGUGUCCAAGGAACUUGCCUUGAUUGAGCCUCAAAAAUACUGACUGUUCUGUUUUGCAAAACGAGGGAGAAAAGUAUGUGUGCCUUGGAAAAUACAGCAGGAGAGCACUCAAAGCAUUCAGUAAUUUAUUUGCCUUUUUAAGAAAUUAAUGCUUUCCUACUAUGAGAUAAUCAUAGAGAUUUGCUGCUGGUAAUUGUUGGCUUGAUUCUUGCCCCCAAAUUUACAAUUUGAAAAAUUACUUUGGCAGAUUAUUUUCUACAUGAGAAGGGAAGGGAAGGUGAGAAGAUACUUCUACUUUCCUGUCAACUUCUGCUAAGUACUGAUAUAGAGGAUGGGCGGGAGUGAAUAGCCAGGAAGAAUCAAGUAUAAAUGAGAAGCAUAAAGUAAUUGCAGAUGUAAUAUUGUCAUCUUGACUGCUUGUAGCUUUCCUUUUUCCCCUCUUUGG
Thamnophis elegans (Western terrestrial garter snake) is the source of this 1455-nucleotide messenger RNA. RefSeq names its product chromosome 6 C3orf38 homolog (gene C6H3orf38). The record is from RefSeq and is a predicted model, not a curated record. The transcript has 3 exons. Bases 106 to 1053 code for a protein of 315 amino acids. NCBI's taxonomy places the organism in Eukaryota, Metazoa, Chordata, Lepidosauria, Squamata, Natricidae.